Messenger RNA from Triticum dicoccoides, 762 nucleotides. RefSeq lists its product as uncharacterized. The record is from RefSeq and is a predicted model, not a curated record. The coding region runs from base 1 to 762 and encodes 253 amino acids. NCBI's taxonomy places the organism in Eukaryota, Viridiplantae, Streptophyta, Magnoliopsida, Poales, Poaceae. The transcript is spliced from 3 exons.
AUGGCGUACCGGAGGAAGCAGGGCAUCCAGCGGUCGAACACCUUCGUGGAGGACCACCGCCAGCCGUCGCCGGGCGACUCCGCGUCGCCCGCCACCGCGUCCCCGCGCGCCACCCGCUUCGCCGACGACAGCCGCCGGCCCGACCGCUCCCUGGCGGCGCAGACCCUGCUCGCCUCCGCCGCGCGCGGGGACAUGCAGGCGCUCGCCGAGCGCUUCACUGCAUCCUCCUCGUCCCCGCUCGCCGCCCGGCCGAGUGACCCCGUCACGUCGUCGUCCCUGCGGGUGUCCCCGCGCGCCGCCCGGGCGGCUGACCCCGCCACGUCGUCGUCCCUGCGCGUGUCCCCGCGCUCCGGCCGGCCGAAUGACCCCAUCACGUCGACGUCCCCACGGGCGUCCCCGCGCUCCGGCCGGCAGAACGACAUGUUCGCGCAGGAUCCUGUGACCAUGCUGUACACGUCCACGUCGAGCGCCACGAACGACGACUCCAAGCUUUCACCAGUGAAGAAAGACGAGACGAAGCAAGGACUGUGGGGGCUUCUGGCGCAGCAAGCUAAGGCCAUGCUCGACGAAAGUGCCCCCACAGAGGAGGCCCGGAGCCAGCCUCUGGCCACAUCAGCCGGCAGUCCGCAAGCUCAAUCACGGUGGUCCUACGACCCGGUCCGGAAGUCGGAGAGCCCUACGUUCCAGCACGGAUCGGAAGGGCCGAAGUUCGACAUGGGAGGGCACAUCAAGAAUGCGCUGGAGGCAAGUCCAUUUGGUUAA